Aspergillus saccharolyticus JOP 1030-1 is the source of this 807-nucleotide messenger RNA. RefSeq lists its product as uncharacterized. The coding region runs from base 1 to 807 and encodes 268 amino acids. The record is from RefSeq and is a predicted model, not a curated record. Lineage: Eukaryota; Fungi; Ascomycota; Eurotiomycetes; Eurotiales; Aspergillaceae. The transcript is spliced from 2 exons.
AUGAAAUUCACCCUCUUCACUGCAUUGGUGGUCCUUCUCCAGAUCUCCAACACUUUGUCAUUGAGCCUCCCAACAGUCGCCCUUGGGGGCACCAAAAGCGGGCCUCGUCAUAUUUCUGAGAUCGAGAUCGCAAAGCGUCGUGGUGGCGGGGGAGGAGGAGGUCGUGCAGGGGGCAGCAGUAGUGGGGGAGGAAGUGGUGGCCGCACCGGCAGUAGUGGAGGGAGCAGCAGCAGUGGAAGCAGUUCUCGAACUAGCUCAUCUACCAACGAUGGAGGCUCAACUCGCAGUGGUUCGGGGUCACAACCGGCCUAUGGCGGAGGCAAAUACUAUGCUGGUGGUGCCACAACCCCCUAUACUGCAGGCUCCCGGUCGCGCUCCGGCGUGACACCCUACCUUGUACCUGCAACCGGGUUGGCCUUCUUCGGGUUCUGGGCAUACAACGUCUACGCAUAUCCAUACCCCCAUCAUUACUAUUAUGUGAAUCAGACCUCACAUCGCAAUGAAUCCAUGCCCGUGGUCUGUCUGUGCCAACAAUACCUGGAAUGCGGUUGUGAUGAUAACUCCAAUUCUACCUACUAUGAGUCCCUAUUCAACGGAAGCCAACCUACCAACACAAGCAUCACAAAAGUUGCCAAUGUGAAUGGUACUGAGUCGAUUUAUAUUAAUGGUACACUAUCCAAUGGGACCCCCGUGGCUGAUUCUUCUGCCUCGUCCACCGCCGCAAUGGGGCCGAAAAGCCAGUUGAAGCCUGUCAACGGGUUCUGGACUAUCGUUGCAUUGGUCAUGGGCCUGAUGUGGGCUUUGUGA